UUCCCUCCUGAAACAUGCCCUUGAACAUACGCUGGGGCUUGGCGCUCACAAAGAAGCCGCGGGCAAAGACCGCCGAGAGGCUUCUGCAUUCAAAAGGGGCGCCGGCGCCGCUUCUUAGAGGUUUCUGAUUUGGGCACUUUCUUUCCUUGUCCGUCGCAUUCGGUGGAGCCGGCGCACUCGUCGCUUGCAGGGAAACCUCCAUUCGAGGGAAUGGGUUCUCGCAAUCUGAAGGAUUUGCUUACUUCAUUCAGUAGUUCAGCAGAGUUCCUUGCCAUUUGCUCUGGAGAUGGUCGGAUUAAGAUUUGGGAUGCACUGAAAGGCCAAAUUCAGACUGAGUUUUCUGACAUAACGUCAACAGCAAGCGAUGAGUCCAACCUAUAUACUCAAUCAGAGAAAGGUCAUCUUUCUCUUGAUUACAGGUGCAUGAAGUGGGUUACUGUCUACAAAGAGAAGAAAAAGAAGAAGCAUCCAACUUCCUUGUUGGUUUUAGGGACUGGGAGUGGUGAUGUUUUUGCCUUUGAUGUCUCUGCUGGUCAGUUGAAGUGGAGGGUCAAUGAUUGCCAUCCUGGGGGGGUCAAUGCUAUCUCUUUUUCAAGUCAUAACUCAUGCUUAUACACCGCCGGUGCUGAUGGCAUGGUCUGCCAGCUUGAUUCUAGUACAGGAGGUCUUCUGGAGAGAUUUAGAUCUUCUAAAAGGGCUGUAUCUUCUAUAGCUGUUUCGUCGGAUGGGAAUGUGUUGGCCACAGCAGCUUCUCAGAUAAAGGUUUUCAGCUGUUUGGAUUAUAGAAAGACGCAGAAAUUCUCUGGCCAUCCUGUCUCUGUUCGAUGCAUGAUCUUCAGCGAAGAUAGCAAAUACAUUGUGUCUUCUGGUGUUGGUGAACGUUACGUGGCACUCUGGAAAAGUGAGGGACAAAAAGAGAAAUCUGCAUGUUGUGUUCUUUCAAUGGACCAUCCUUCUAUCUGCUUGGACAUGAAGGGUAAUGAUCUUGACGGUUUAUCAGUUUUGGCAAUAUCUGAGGUUGGAGUUUGCUGGCUAUGGUGUGGAAGGAAUGUUAAAGAACUGCAGAGUACAAUACCUACAAAGGUUUCAGUAUCAUCAUCUGUCCCUGAAGCUUCGGUUUUGAAGGGCCAGAGUGGCAGUGCACCUGCUGUAAUUGCUGCAAAAUUAAAUAACAGUGCAGAUAUAGAAACAAUGUCAGUUUUUGCUGCCUAUGGUUCGUUUGUCAGGCCCUCAUUUGAGAAAAUUUUGAUGAAACGUGGUACAGAUGUAAACUUGCAUGCCACCAUUGAUGGAGUCUUUCUGCCUCUUGGUAUCUCCAAGUCUGUUAAGAAAAAGAUGAAACACACUGAGGUUACUGCUUUGGACCGUGCAAAUGCUGAAGAUGCCAUUCUUCCAAUUCCAAGGCUUCAUGGUUUUACUGAGAAAAAAAGAGGGCGUGACAAAGAGAAUUUGUCGCUUGAUCUCAAGCAAGCAGCUGUUAUUCCUGAUCGUGAUGUCAGAGAUGAAUUUGAAUCUAUGGAUCUCAAAGAUAGGCAUGGGCAUCUGAAAGAGGAGGGUAUACCGACAAAUUACAUGGAGGAAAAACUCGUAUCUCUAGGCAUUCUUAAUAAAAGCAAUGAGCAUAACUAUGACAGGAAAACGUAUAAAAGAAUUUCCAAGGGCCUUCCUUUCUAUUCAUCCGAACUAAAUGAAGUUCAAGGCUAUGACAACUUAUUUAUUCAUGGUGCCGUGCCAUUAAAGAAGAUAAGGGCAGCAAUCACAUCAAUGAGCUCUGCUGAUGCAUACAAAUUUCUUAAAUUCUUGACCACUAUGUUGAGAUCGAGGUCAUGCAGUGCGAGGCAUGUUUUCCCAUGGAUACAUUGUAUCUUGGCUGUUCAUGGUAGACAUAUUAUAGACGAGGAGCCAUCACAUGAAACACUUGACAACAUUCUCGAGGUGACACAGUACGAAAGUUCGUCAGUCCAGUCUUUGUUACAACUAUCUGGUCGACUGCAGCUAUUGAUGGCUCAGAUAUCUGGCAGUGAGGCCAGCAAGGAUGAAGUUGCAGCGGUGCCAAAUCAUCAGUCAGUAGACAAAAAUGAAGGGGAGGAUGAGGAUGAGGAUGAGGAUGAGAAUGGAGAUGAUGACGAAGGUGAAGAUGUUGAUAUAGUUCAAUUCAUGUCUUCUGAAGAUGACAAAUCUCCAAGCGAUACUGAUGUUGAUAUGUAGGACUAUGCCCCUUGAUCCCGUAAAGUUCCUGCACUUAUGGUUGUGCUAAACCCUGGUUAUCCUCAGAGUCGGCAAAGUGACAUGUUCUCGUAGGUUGAGCUCAUACCAUCCCUUGUGCUUAAUGGAAAAGAAGACUCUUCUAGGCGAAACUAUAUCGAAGGUCACAGAUUCUGCCGGAGAUCAUUGUCAUACGCUUUUAUUCUUUUCUUACCCAUCAGAAUGUAACUUAUGCUGCUUCCCACACCGGGUAUCUCCUUGUGCUACUGCUGGGCCAUAUAUUAAGUUGAUAGUAUCUUUUCUAGCUUUAGAUGUUUCUAGUCCGGAAAAUAUUUGAUGAGAAAAGCAAUUGACUCUGCAUACGGCAUAGAGUUUUGGUACAUGCUGGUGAUAGAACGAAGGCCAGAAAAGAAGGGGGAAAUUUACCUUUA
This is a messenger RNA of Nymphaea colorata (pocket water lily), 2636 nucleotides long. RefSeq lists its product as uncharacterized. The coding region runs from base 211 to 2208 and encodes 665 amino acids. The record is from RefSeq and is a predicted model, not a curated record. Lineage: Eukaryota; Viridiplantae; Streptophyta; Magnoliopsida; Nymphaeales; Nymphaeaceae. The transcript has 14 exons. Gene Ontology annotation, molecular function: protein binding.